UAAGCAACAUUGCGAAAGAAUACAACAGCUGAGCAUCACUCUUAAUUGCAGCCGCCAACCAAUUAGCUGAGGUACUCCGCUUUCCUCCGACUGAAGAAAUGCAGGCUAAUUGGGGAGUCUAAAUUGCCAGUACCGCCCCCGCUGAGACCAGGCAGCUGGAGGAGAGGGGGGGUCUGACGGCGGAGAGUCCUGAACCCCACGCUCGCAGAUCGCUGCCUGCGCUGAGCACAAAGGGAGAGACGCGGCUCCUCCGUCCCCUCUUUCAGCUGAAAGAAUCCUCCGGACCAGAUUAACGCAGACUUGUGUCUGGCGCCUCUGUUCUCCUCACAAAGGCUAACCUGAAAGAGAGCGCAGUGCUAUUUAAUGAGCUGUGAGAUGAGGCCUUGCUGCUAACAGCCAGUGGAGAAAGGAUUAAUCGUCCAUUCAUCUGGCUUCAUGUACAUGUUCCUGAGCGAUCCCCUGAGGAGAGCCUACCACGGAAUCCAAAACGGCUGCUGGGGAGAUACCGUCAAACAUGCCUACAGAAGCACUACAGACAGAUAGCAUGGUCAAGCCUGCCGGCCAAGCCACCUCCUUCGCCUCGGCCGUGCCCUUGCGCAUCCUGAACAAAGGGCCGGAUUAUUUCCGCAGACAGGCGGAGCCUAACCCCAAGAGGCUGAGUGCGGUGGAGAGGUUGGAGGCUGACAAGGCCAAAUACGUGAAGAGCCAGGAGGUGAUCAACGCCAAGCAGGAGCCGGUGAAGCCAGCCGUGCUGCCCAAGCCCCCAGCCUGCCCAGUCACCAGGAGAGCGGGGAGCAGCCCGGCCCUCAAGGCCUCCAACAACAACUCCAAGUCGGACACCUGCGUCAAGCGCGAGAACCUGAACCUGGAGAUCCUGAAGAACAUCCUCAACAGUUCGGAAGGCUCGUCCACGGGGACGGUCCACAAGCACAGCACCCGGAGCUGGGCGCCCCAGCGCUCUGAGUCCACCGAACUGAACCGCCGCUCGUUCGCUGAGUCCCUGAAGGUGUUCCCCACUCACUCCAGCCCCCAGGGGAGCAACCUCAACAUCAGCAAGCGGCUCUUCGAGGAGCACUCCAGCGACUCGUCCCUGCACGUCUCCCACAGCUCCUCGGACAUUAGGAGAAUAUGCAACGGCAAGCCCCACAGAGCCACCCCCAGCAGCAGCUCCGCACCGCCCCUGCCACCCAAGCCCAACGUCUCCUCCUGCAACACGCUCAAGUCCCCGGAGAACGAGGCUCCGGUGGAGCCUGGCAGCGCGGUCAGCCGGAGGCCCUCGCUGCACAGGUCCAAGUCUGACCUGAGCGACCGGUACGCCCGCGCCAGCGCGGACGUGGAACGCUUUUUUAAUUACUGUGGACUGGAUCCUGAAGAGCUUGAAAACUUUGGCGUGGAGAACUUUACCCGGGCCAACUCAGAUAUCAUAUCGCUUAACUUCCGCAGCGCCAGCAUGAUAAGUUCAGACUGUGAUCAGUCACGGCACAGCAACGACGAGCUGACGGACGACGAGGACGCCAGCGAACGUGUGCCCUACGGCAUCUCGGCCGUCGAGAGGAACGCCCGAGUCAUCAAAUGGCUCUACAGCAUCAAGCAGGCCCGAGAGUCACAGAAAGUUUCUCAUGUUUGAGAAAAGACACACGUUUUUCUUUUCAUUUCUUCGUAUGUUUAUGUUUUCUGAAAGCCGUGUACUGGCUUUGAAUCUUGAAUUGAUGGUGAGUCCCAAGUUCACAGCCUCUGAGUUGCUUUGCGUUCAGUGUGCAAUGUCUUCAGAAUCUGCAUGCUUCUCGACAUGCAACUUUGACUUGGCCUCCCGAUGCAAAUGUAAGCAAAACAACCUAUUUAAGAUGGCUGCCGUUCCUGGCCUUCUGCCUUAGAGUACAGUAUUUUGCUUAUAUCAAUCAGACAAGCAUUAUGAUGUCAGCUCCUCUGGGUGCAUUGUUCAAUGUUAUUCCACUUUGUGCAGCAUUCAGCAUACUGAGCCUGUGUGAGUCAUGUAGCCAUAUCAGUGUGAAUGCAAGGAUACAGUGUUAAAAUCAGUAGUUCUACUUUUCAAUGUGUAUGGAUGCAGUCAUGCUGUCUGUAUAAAGCUGUGGGCUGUAGAAGCAUGUUACAGUCUGGGUUAGAUGUACUCUCGGACACAUGUUGCUGUUUUCAUUAAGCUGUCCUGUUUUGCACUGGUGAUGUGGUGCAGACAGUAUUGUAAUACCAUCAGCAUUCUGUGAUUCGCUUCCAUCUGGUGCAUCCUCUCCAUCCUCUCUCAUCAGCAGCGGGUUUUUGUGGUACUGAGGAAUGGAAGUGAGCGCAGUGAUUGACCUCAUAACCUGUAGUAUUUGGGUGUCAAAUACACAGCAGAACCACUCUAUUUCAUUGGCGAAUAAUGACCUUUUUUAUUGUGUAAAUGCUGUAAGGAUAUGUAUAUAACUUCUAAGUUGUUACCAAAUCUGUAAAGCGGAGUAUGCUAUGCUAAUAAAUAGCUUUUGGCGCAUUUACUCUUUGCUUUGUUCUUGCACUGCAAGAGUAUGUUUGAUACUCUGUUGACAAUAAACGUAAAACAAAAAAGGACUCAUUUUAAACUUAGGCAUUGAGCAUUUACACUCCAGGAAGGAACAUUGAUUAUAAAUGGAGACAUUUGAAAUGGCUUUGUUCACAUUAAUUUGUUUUGCAAUAAUGUUCCCAUCACGUUCAAGAAGUAGGUCAGCUGAGUAUUAUUUGAGUGAAAGUAUACAGCAUGUGAUGAAACACUGUGGCCUUAUUGUCCUGGGUGUCACUGUAUGGAGAGAAAGUGCUGAUGGCGGCUGAAUUUGUGGCUGUUGAAGUGCAAUAAUCAUAACUAAGAAAUACUACAUGUUGUCCUCCACCCACUGACACAAACAUAUGGUACUAUUGAUUCACACUAAAUGAAUCAAGCUUCUAAAGUCGGGCUUCAAGCUCCUACAACUAAUGCAAGUAUCUCUAUCAAAGCAUCUGUCUUGUUCAAGAGACAAUAUCACUCUCCCAGACAAAAGAACCAUGCUAAUCAAUAGUGCCGCUAUUAAUUUUUUGAUGAUGUGCGUCUGGGUAGAUCUGUAAUUGAUCUUGGAGUGGAGGCAAACAACAGGUACUUCAGUAUGGGGAACACAUCUACUACUGAAAAGGAUACUGGGCACUUGGAUUGUUUUAUUCAGAUCUUUGACUGAAAAAGUAAAUAAAGCUUAGAUAUUUUUGAAAUAAUAUGUAUGAUUAACUUUUCUCCCAGAAAUGAACGUUUUUCAUUGUUUUUGAUGAAAGCAGUUGGCCUUCAGGCUGGUAAACAUUCCAAACAGUAUGUAUUGUUAGGAUCAUUUGCACACCAUAGGUCUUGAUAAGCUGCUCAGGUUGGCCAUGAAUCAACUCAUUUCUUUUUUUUACUUUUCUGAAAACUUGGUUCCUGCAUUGAAAGAAACAUUAUUGUGGCUUCGUGGGAAAACCUGUCAUUGUUAGAGAUUUAGUGUAUUUCUACUAUAUUUGUUACUUCUAGGUAUUGCACAUUUCUGAAUUUGAAUAAAUCACCUGUGAUGUCUUGAAUAA
Messenger RNA from Conger conger (European conger), 3546 nucleotides. RefSeq names its product protein FAM110B-like. The record is from RefSeq and is a predicted model, not a curated record. The coding region runs from base 515 to 1627 and encodes 370 amino acids. NCBI's taxonomy places the organism in Eukaryota, Metazoa, Chordata, Actinopteri, Anguilliformes, Congridae. The transcript is spliced from 4 exons.